ACGUCAAAACCAAGUGCGUGCCUUUCUAUCGUCAAUCAAAAUAAGAAUAAAUCAAUGAAAAUGUGGAAAAAAGUAGUUUUAAUACCUGGAAAUAAAACUGACAUGAUAUCUGCAAUUUUAGUUUUAUUUGAAAACUGAAAAAGCAGAAUGAGGUCAUCGGGUUUUUUGACGACGCUCACGAAUGUUAACUUCUCACGAGAAAUUUAUCGGGACAUCAUGAAAUCAAUAUUUCCUUCUUUACAAAUGUUUCAUGAUAUUACGAUUACAAUCUAUUGAUUUUUUUACGAUAAUUAAUCGUUCUGCUUCAUAAUAAAGUGCAUCAAAUGUAAGUUUCGAAGGUUAUGUUCGUUCGACGUUUUUAAUUAAGAGUGAAUUGAGUUGAAAAGAAAAGCAUAAUGACACUGUAUUUCGACACCCGGGUUCAGAAUGCUGAAAACUCGUCGUUUAGCACUUGUGCCACUUGGCAUCCAAAUUUGCCAUUCCUGGCAGUUGCUGCCUAUUCUCAAGACAAAGGUGGCUUCGUAACUCUUUACGAUGAUCAAGGAGAACCUCUUCCAGAUGUGGAAUCUCCUGGACACUCGGUUGCCCAGGUCACAGCACUUGGCUGGCAUCCUGAGAGAAAAUGGCUAGCAGCUGGAUGGGAAAGCGGAGAAAUGCGGAUGUGGCCGGGAGACACCGGAUCGAGUGAAUUUAAUACGAUCGUAACUCCUCAUCGAGAUCCGAUAAUGAUUUUGCAGUGGAGUCAAAACGGUGGAAGAUUGGUGUCUGCCGAUGCGGGCGGAUCUAUCGUUGGCUGGAAAAUAGACUCGAGAAAUCAACUUCUCAUGACUUUUCAUCAUGAGUUGAAAGAUUCUUUCGUUCAUAUUGCCUUCAAAAUUUCGCCCCCGAAACCCGGCGUCGAUUUAAGCGGACUGGCAAAAGCAGCAGUCGCAGGGGAUGAAAGGGCAUUGGAUCUUUUCAGUUCCUGGCGUCCGAAAACUGCCGCACCAACGGCAGUGACGACUCAAAAAGACAGUCACGCCUUCUACAUUGGCACCGCAAAUUGUGUGAUUUAUUUUGUGGAUAUUCAAGGCCAGUGCACAGAAGUUCUCAAUGCUGAUGGAACAGAUUUACAUUCCUUAUUGUAUCAUCAGACUAGGGAUUCUCUAGUUGUAAUGACCGAGGGAUUAAAUAUCGCUCACUAUCAAGCAGAUCCUGUCAGUGGAAGGCUCACAGAAUUGACGAAAAGAGGCUCGUGCAGAUUUCCUGCGGAGAAGCGACGCUUCCGACUGUUGAUUCGGGAGGCGAUAAAACAUAAGAAUCUCCUGUAUGAAGAAACUCUCGCGGCUGGAACGAACCUCGGCACAAUCUACUUCUGGAAAAGAAAACAAUUUUCCGAAUCCAGCGAAAAUAGCUGGCCAACCUGUCCGGAAUCCUGCACCGUUCACGGAACCGUAAAACAACUCGCCUGGGGUGCCGUACUAUUAAGAAGUCCUCUCCUAGCCGUAAAUUGCAUCACCAACGUAUUUAUUCUCAACCAGCAACCGAUGUGUGCCGCUUACAAUGACGGCAUCAGCGCGAGUCAAAUCAGCCCCACACAAAUUCUGAUCCAGACCGAAGACCAGACUCACAUCCUAAAAACUGAGAUCCAGGUCCAAAUUGUCGCCCUGAACAAAGAGAACAUUGUCGUUUCUUCCGGCAGACAAGUCGUACUCUACAAAUUAAACAAGGAGGCGAAUGUCUUAAACACGAGCUUUCUCUCAAGUUUCGUUUGCGACACGGAAAAAAUUCUGAUUUAUCAGAGCAUUCUCGUCAUUUUGACGCCAGUCGUCAUCCAAUUGCGAUCCAUUGAAGGAACAAUCAUUCAAACUCUGUCGACGCUUCCCGAGGAAGGGGAGCCGAUCACGAUGGAAUUAACGGGACAGUAUUUGACAGUCGGUUCCUUGAAUGGGAUUUUGAAGAUAUGGGAUUUGGGAAAACGAGAGGCGAAAUUGUACACGAGAGCGAUGGCAACUUAUCAAGCUAUCAGCGAUUUUGCGGAAAUUAUUGAAGCGAGGUGUAAUUCCGAUUGCAGAUAUGUCUCGAUCACUGUCGCGAUGGCGAAUCUGAUGCCGAGCUCGAUUUUAUACGUCUGGGAUAUUGAAAGCGAUCAGCUCCAUGAAUUUGACUUUGCUGAUCGGGAUGAUGGCAAUGAUGAUUAUUCGGACACUGCGAGUGUCGUCCUGGUUUCGAUGUUUGUCUCUUCAGACCACGGAAUCGUCGUCCAGGAUGUUAGAUCCUUAAAGGACGAGAAUUCUCGUUUAUUGGGAGUUCGAUCCCCACACAUAAUUAUUUUGAAUUCCGAAUUAUCUCUGAGUACCGAAAGCAAGAUUGCUCAUCUCCUGAUGAAGGAUUUCGAGGAAUUGGGUAGCUGCGACCCAAUCACGAAAAAGGCUAUUUUGGAUUUUUGUUUUUACUUGAGCAUUGCAAAUAUGGACGAGGCUUUCAAGGCGAUAAAGACGAUUAAAAACGAGACUGUGUGGAACAGUUUGGCGAAAAUGUGUGUCAAAACGAAGCAACUCGAUAUGGCGAUGCUGUGCUUGGGACACAUGAAACAAGCAAGAGGAGCCAGGGCUCUCAGAGAAGCAAUGCAGAACGAUUCUUUAGUCUUGGAGGCUAAAGUUGGAAUUUUGGCGGUCGAACUUGGACUACACAAUGAUGCCGAACGUCUUUUCCGAGAAGCCAAAAGGUUGGAUCUCGUCGGCUCUUUGUUGGAGGCUCGUAACAAAUUCAAAGAGUCGAUUGCAUUAGCUUCAAGUGAAAAUAAAAUUCGAGAAAAGACGAGUUACUACAAUUACGCGAGAGCACUCGAGCAGGAAGGAAAAAUAAUCGAGGCGAUCGAAAUGUACACGAAAGCUGAUUGUCAUAGAUUUGAGGUUCCAAGAAUGCUUUUGCUUAAGCCUCGUGAACUUCAAACCUAUCUGAAUACAUCGGAAGACCCAGACGUAAAAAAUUGGCACGCCCAAUAUACGGAAUCCACAGGCGAUAUGGAAGGCGCUUUGCGAUUGUAUGAAGCCGCACACGAUACUCUCUCAAUGACGAGAUUAUUGUGUUUUUUAAAUCGAGAGAACGAGGCCUGUGACCUGGUGAUGAGAACGAAUCAUGCGGCUUCAGCCUAUCAUUUAGCUGCACAUUACGAGUCGAGAAAUAAUGUGACACAAGCUGUUCACUUUUAUUCCAUGGCGAAGGCCUACACGAAUGCAAUCCGACUCUGCAAGGAGCACGAAUUGUUGGAGGAAUUAUGGCCUCUCGCGAUGCUAGCACCCCGUCAAUCUCAACUAGACGUCGCAAAAUUCUUGGAGGAAAAUGACGAGCCGAACAAGGCAGUUCUUCUAUAUCACAAAUCCGGAUUGCUGCGAAAAGCGAUGGAUCUGGCUUUCAAAACUCAACAAUACGAGGCUCUCCAGCUGAUCACGAUGGACAUAAAUGCCGAGUCGGAUCCGGCUCUGAUAAAAAAAUGCGCCGACUAUUUCGUCGAGAACGGGCAGAUCGAGAAAGCGGUCGAUCUCCUUGCAACCGGGAAAAAAUACAUCGAGGCUCUUGAGCUCAUCCAGGAGCACAAUAUCAGUUUGAGCGAGGAGUUGGCCGAGAAGAUGACUGUCGAGAGAGCCGAGAAGGAUUUCGAGCGGGAAAAAUUGCGUAUUUCCUGUUUGGAGAGAAUCGGGGAAAUUGCCUUUCAUCAGGGCAACUAUCACCUAGCGACGAAAAAAUUCACCCAGGCGGGUAACAAAUUGCGAGCGAUGAAGGCACUUUUGAAGUCGGGCGAUACCGAGAAAAUCUGCUUUUUUGCCCAAGUCUCGCGACAGAGGGAGAUUUAUAUAAUGGCUGGGAAUUAUUUGCAGAGUUUGGAUUGGCAGAAUCAGCCGGACGUUUUGAGGAAUAUUAUCAAUUUUUAUUCCAAGGGUAAAGCGAUGGAUUUGUUGGCGAAUUUUUAUGUCGCUUGUGCACAGGUGGAGAUUGAUGAGUUUCAGAAUUAUGAGAAGGCGCUCGAUGCUUUGAAUCAAGCGAGUAAAUGUUUGGGGAAGGUUGUCGAGCCGAGGGAUUCUGAGGUACAUAGGAGGGCCAUUGAAGUCGUCACUGGAAGAAUGUCGACGAUAAAACGAUAUUUGGAUAUUAGGAAAUUAUUUGAUAGAGGCGAUACCGAAGCGGCUAUGAAUCAAGUUCGCCACCUGCUCGAUACUCAAGGACCUGAUUUGGAACAAUCAGUUCGUCGCGGCGAUUUGUUCGCGACAAUUACACAGCAUUUUGCCGAUAUUGGCAAAACCGACACGGCGAGAGCAACUGUCGAAGAACUGAAGCGUCUCGUGCCUGGAAUAAAUUUAAAUUAUUAUUACAACGUGAAUUUGCUGGAAGCCCUCGGUUACAAAAUCAACGUCGAACGAGAGGACAGUUCAGACAAGGACGACGGAAUCGAGGAAUUGCUCGGUGAAUCAUAAUCAUGAUAAAAUAGAGGGUGUCUACUCAUUUUUUGCCAC
This is a messenger RNA of Belonocnema kinseyi, 4493 nucleotides long. RefSeq names its product intraflagellar transport protein 140 homolog (gene rempA). The transcript is spliced from 11 exons. The record is from RefSeq and is a predicted model, not a curated record. Gene Ontology annotation, cellular component: axoneme; ciliary basal body; intraciliary transport particle A. NCBI's taxonomy places the organism in Eukaryota, Metazoa, Arthropoda, Insecta, Hymenoptera, Cynipidae. Gene Ontology annotation, biological process: intraciliary retrograde transport. Gene Ontology annotation, molecular function: protein binding. The coding region runs from base 396 to 4454 and encodes 1352 amino acids.